GCCUGAGAUCGGGGACAAAUCCUACGAAAACCCUUGCAGGUGACAUACAAGAGCUCUUCCUUCUCGCUAAAAGGAUGCCGCCGCUCCAAAGGAGGCUCUUUUACGUUCUCCACUCCUCUUCUACUGCUCUCAAGAACGCGUUCUUCUCGUCUCGACAUCACCAUCUCUUUACUCUCUCUCGCUUCUCUACUGCCACAGUUCCAAAUCCAUCCUCCGCACCCCCGUUCUUGCUGCAAUAUCUCAUCAAUUCAUGUGGGCUUUCAUCGGGCGACGCGGCGGAAGCAGCGAAACACAUCGCGCACCUCAAAUCCCCUUCCAAUCCUGAUUCCGUCCUUCGUUUCCUCAAGCAGAGCGGUUUCACCGACGCCAACAUCCGAAAGUUGGUAUCUUUGCACCCCAGAGUGCUUUGUUCCAAGGUGGAGAAAACCCUCAGUCCCAAGUUCGUGGCGUUGCUGGACAUGGGGUUUCCCGAAGCAGAAAUGGUUCAGCUGGUCUCAUCGGUGCCAAGGACCAUCCAGAUUCAUGAUCCGCGGCCCAAGAUCGAGUUUUGGAGGUCUCUGUUUGGUACCCAAGAGAACCUCCUGAAAGCCUUAAAGAGGAACCCAUACCUUAUCAGCUGCAACGUUGGUAAGAGGAUCUUGCCCAAUGUUUCGCUUUUACGGGAUUGCGGCAUUCCUGACUGCCGGAUCGGAAAGAUGGUUCUAAAUUCUCCCAGAUUCAUCACUAUGAAUCUCGAUUCAUUGAAGGUUGUUAUUGAACGUGCUGAAGAAUUAGGGGUCCCCCGUAGUUCGGGUAUGUUCUGGCAGGCGCUCUCUGCUGUCCUUUGCAGCAGUAGAACUGCGGUCGAUGCGAAGUUCAGGCUCUUGAAGAGCCUUGGGUGGUCGGAAUCCGAGAUUGCCUCUGCAGUCAGCAAGACCCCGAAGCUGUUGCAUUUUUCUGAGAAGAGAAUACGUGCUAAGAUGGAUUUUUUGACAAAAGAAGCUGGGCUUGAGCUCUCGUAUGUUGCCUUCCACCCAGUGCUCCUCAUGUGCAGCUUGGAGAGGAGGUUGAUUCCCAGGAAUCAUGUGCUGAGGAUUCUCAAGUCGAAAGAAUUGCCUGAGGGAGGACGGGACUUCUUUCCUGCCAUUGCAUUAACCGAAGAGAACUUCCUCAAGAAGUUUGUUCUUCCGAAUGAGAAGAAGAUUCCAGGCCUUUCUGAAGCUUAUAUGGCUGCUUGUACUGGGAAAGUACCUAUUGCUUGCAAGUUUUGAAGAAGAUACUGUCAGGUCUCUUAUUAUCUUCGUUCAGUGGAUUUAUACAUUGACGCAAUUUAACAUAUUCUCUCUUUCUGAUGUAAGCAUUAAUUUCCCUAGUUUUUUUUGUCUCAUACUUCUAUUGAUGUGUUGAAAUAUUAUGAUGAUCCUGAGAUCUUUGAUUUCUUAUUGCUUGAGGACGAGAGUUGCAUGUUAUAAGGAGAUUGGGAUUUGUUGGCAAUGUGAACGGGGAAUGAGAAGAAGACUUUUUUCUUUUCCCAAACCUCUUCAUGAUAUGCUACUUAUUUUUUUUAACUUCAUGGUUCUCAGUCUAUCAUGGGUUUCAUGUUUCUUUUUCAACAAUUAUUAAAGUUAACUUCACCAGUCACCAGUAAAUAUUGUUUAUUACAUGUUCUUUUUUCGCAUUGCCUCCUUAGAGUACGGGAAUAAAUCUUACAAAAGUUUAGUUUUAUUUGUCAGGUCAUAUCCUAAACUCACUAACUUUGCUUGCAGCACCGAUGGCAAGAUAUUUCUUAAUAAAAGAAGAGAUCAUAUUCACCCAUUCUCAUGAUCUUUUGAUAUGAGAUUAGGAAUUUUUUUUUAAGUUGCUUUUAUGGUGAUCCUUUCAAAGUUAGCAAAAUGUAGAGCUGGUACUGAGCAUAAUCUGUAUUUUCUCUGUUCGUCUUCUCAAGAUUUGGGAUUUUCUAUAGAAAGUUUGACCUUCAUCAUUUUUGAUUUUGAUACAUUGUCCAUGAACUAGCUCAUCGUCACAUGUUUUGGUGGUCAACACUACAACUGCAGUUUGAUACUCAAAAUUAUGUAGUUCUUGCAAGCGGAGAAAUCCACUGAUUUUAGGGUGCCUGCAGCUCUAGUUGUUUUUAAGUUCAGACCUUUAGUGGCAAGUUGACACUAAAACUAAAUUCUUCAAUUCUCAUGUGUCUGCAUGUUUUCUGUCUUCUAAGUUUUGCUAUGAAAUUAUUUACUUAAAUAUCAUGGGUAAAUGACAGUAGACAAUGUCAUCUCCUAGGGACAUAAUGAGCUUUAUUUCAUGUUGUGCAUGAGCAGGAUCUCUGUAACAAUGACAAAGCCUUCUCCCAUCAAGAUGAGGUCAGCUAUGAAACACUACUCUAGAUCAAGAGUCAAAAAGACUGCACACAAACAUGAAAAAAAGGAAGAAAAAGAACAGAAAUUUAUGACUGGCUGUCAACCAUGAACAGAGUGAUUUUGAUUUUUAACUGAUCAGUCCAUAUUUAAUGCCACCAUUUUAAUUUUAGCUAAUACAAUCACUUCCAGUUUCAACCAUUUUAAUUUUAGCUAAUACAAUCAUUUUAAUUUUAGCUAAUACAUAUCAGAGUCAAGUUUGUUGGAGGUCAUGGGUUCGAAUAUCUCCAGUUCAUUUAUUUAUUUAAUUAUCUCUGAUUUAUCUAUUAUCUUGAUUCUUAUAUGUCUAAUAUCAUUUUCAUGGUUUAAGCUUAUCUUUAUACUAUCAAGUUCUUAUUUACUUAUCCCUUUAUGUGCAUGGUUCAGGCCGCACAUUGGUUGGGGUGGGGGGGAGGGGAGGGGAAGAGAGGGAGUUAAGCCUGAUAUAUAUUGUUGACCCUUUUCCUAUCAAUUUCAACUUCUGAGAUUAAUUGGAUACUUAAUAGGGGACACUAGAAAUUUAUAUUUGCAAGUGGAUUAGGAUUUAUUAGCAAUGUGAAUGGAAAAAGAAUUAUUUUAUAUAUCUCCAUAAUUUGCUACAGCUUUUUAUUGGUCAUAAUUUAUUAGCAAGUUUUUCCCCAUUUUUUACUACAACCCUCGUAGUUAAUUUCUCCAGUAAAUGAUGUUCAUCAUACGUUAUUGCUUCUUGUUUUCUCCUGUUAGUGAGGAUAAACUAUUAUUAUGAAAAUUUUAGUUCAUUGUUCAAGUUCAUAUCCCAUCAUAUCCCAAUCAACUAGCUUUAUUUGCAACAACCAAUCUAUUAAUUAGAGGUGAGAAAUUUUCUUAAACAUCAUUCUUCCUGAUACUUUGUCUGUGUGCGGCUCAUAUCACUUGUUCUGGUGGUCAGUGUUAUGAUUUCAGUUCAGUACUUAAUAUGUAGUUCCCAGCAGCAAUUAAAUCCAUUGGCUUGAGGAUGGCUUGUCCCUAUCUACUUCUUAAGUUUGAUCAUCUAGUAUCAAGCGGACAAUGAAAAUAAAUUCUUGACUUCUCAUGUCUUCAUAUUCUCAAACAUUUACGUAUUUCAUGAAAUAUUUGAAUGAUCCCCAUAUCAUGUGCAAACAAUUGCGAACUAUGUCCUUUCUUGGCACAUCAUGAACUUUAUGUUAAGGUUACUUGAUCAGUAGCAUUUCAAUGAUAGCAACAAAGCCUAUUUCAGAGAAAAAUGAUUGUUGGUUUCUUUACAUGGUCUGUACAUAUAUACUGUCCCCAUUGAGAUUUUGACUAAUGCAAUUACGUCCAGUUUUAGUGAGAUCCGAAUUGUUAAAUUGACAAAUGAUUUGAUUGCGAAAAUGUUUUGGUUCAGAAAUCAGGGCCUUCUACACUAUGAUAAUGAACAUGCUGAAGCUGAAAGAACUGCUCAAGGAAACCAAUUAGUUUUAUUAGAUUGCAUGGCAAAAUUUCAUGAUUUGUUUUGUACUUUGUCGCAGUUGAUCUCUUAGACACUUGUAUGCAUGAACAUACUGAGAUAUUAUCAUGGACUGAGAAGUAUCUAGGUUUUUUUUGUCAUCAUUAUAUGAUUAUGUUACAGAAGAUGAUAUUCAUCGCUAUAGGAGCCCUGUCAAUCCUCAGUUUUACAAAUUAGAGAUCUGGUUAGAUGUAUCAACAGACGUCCUGAGGAAUUUAUAGUCAUCAAGACAUGAGAAAAGAAGUGUAAAAACGCCGAAAAUACACUUUGGACUUCAUAAGUAAUUGCCAUCAUGGUAGCCGCUAAGAAUUUUGUUAGCAUGUUCUCCCACAUAAGGAUUAGUAUUACGGACAUCAUGAAGCUCAUGUUCCUGGUUGUGCUGAAAAAAUUCCAGUUAUAUUUGGGAAGCUUCAUUUUGCCAGGAAUGGAGCUUGGAUGAUUGCACUGUUGCAUACGCAGGUUGCGUGUUUGUAAGCAACCAGGCCAAAUAUAUCGGCUCCGUGACCAUGAAAGGAAAAUUCAACAGAAUCCAUGCUUGAUGUGCUUAGUAGUUCCUCUCCAUCCAAGUUUGAAGUUUGUGGUGUAAAAGUGUUUGGCAAAUUGGACCCAUAUUAAUUGAAAUUGCCACCAUUAUGAUCUUGACUUAACCAUUUUUGACAUUGCCAAGAUAUACAAGAAAUUGAAGUGGUUUGUUCAGUUGUACUGAUUUUUGAGCGAACAAUUAGAGAGAUUUCCAUCAUGAUAUUCUGAGAGAAGCUGAAGCUAACUUGCAUCCUCCAGUACCAUUGUGUUGCAUUGAAUUGCAUGGUCUAUUGUUUGAUUUUGUUGUGAGCCACCGAUCUCCACAGCUCUAUCCUGGCUCUCUAUAGACCGAAAAAUCAUCAUGAUGGGAAGAAUAAUUUACUUAAAUUUCUCCGUCAUUUAUCUAUGGCUAGAUGGAUGUGGAUCUACAGGUUAUCUUUGUUAUAAGGUCUGGAAUCCUUGUGGCCUCUUCUUGUUCUGGCGUUGCAUGAUAGCAUGCAGCUGUAAUGGAGCUAAGCCCUAGAGGAUGGAGAAGCUCAGUUAACCGCUGCAAUUCAGUGAAUCAAGGACUCGGUUGAACAAGAAGGCAACGUCCAACGUCGAACCUAAAAAGCAAUAAAGAUGCUGCAUUAGGGAAAUUCCUUCAAAAAACUCGUCACGAAGCCGCUGUCUCUUCUUGGGGAUUUUUUUUUAUCAGGAGCUCAUUUGAGCCGAGAAAACUCAUCCACAACUUGAUCUCAGGGAAGAGGGUGGCGAGAAUGCAGGAACUUGUUGUGAGAAUCGGAGAAGCCGAGAUCUCGUAAAGCUUGGAACUUUGGGGCCAGGGUCUCCUCCACGUCCAAGGAAGAGGUAUCUGGGUUCCAAGAUCCGAGCUUUUUGAUCAGGGUGUCAUCAAAACCGCGUCUUUUGAAGAGACCGAAAACGGAAUCCGGUUGCUGGGGAGAUUUGAUGAGGCAGAGGUGCUUCAAGGCGACCAGGUAGAGUACACCAUGAAAUGGGAUUUGGGAGUGGCGGCGGCGGCGGACGACGAGGGCGGAAGCGUCGUUGCGGCGGCAGAGCAAGGGGGAAAAGAAGGCGAGUGACUGCACCGCUCCAGAACCCUGAAAUACGGUUCGAUCCUGGGGGAUGGAUGUUGGUCCGGUGGCGGUAAACUCCUUUGGUUUUGGAAUAAGAGCGGAAUAAGGGCAGGAAUUCCUCCUAGAAUAGUUGUUUUAGUUUAUCUGGCUGAAAUUUCGUACCCGUGGCAGGAAUAAUCUCGGUUGAAUAGUUUGAGAUUACUUUUGUCAACAUGAAAAAAAAAAAAAAUCGAACUAGUCCGUAUUCUAGAAAUGGUAUUGUUUGUCUU
Messenger RNA from Phoenix dactylifera (date palm), 5704 nucleotides. The record is from RefSeq and is a predicted model, not a curated record. Lineage: Eukaryota; Viridiplantae; Streptophyta; Magnoliopsida; Arecales; Arecaceae.